CACUAUUUAAGCUGAACCAACUGCGUUAGACUUCGCUGACAAAGUUACACCGGCACACCCCUCAUCUCUAGCAACAUGAACCCUUUGUUGAAGUUCGCAGUUUUACUGAUCGUCGUGAUGCUACUUGUCAGCCAGGGUAAAUGUCGGAGUCUUCCAGCCCCCCAAGAUAGUGCACCUGUCAUCGGUGGUGGUGAUCUUACAGGAGGUGUCCUUGGCGGUGAUCUUCUAGAAGGCGUCCUUGGUGGUGAUCUUCUAGAAGGCAUCCUUGGAGACGAAGGUCUUCUAGGAGGCGUCCUUGGUGGUGAUCUUCUAGGAGGUGUCCUUGGUGGUGAUCUUCUAGGAGGCGUCCUUGGUGGUGAUCUUCUAGAAGGCGUCCUUGGUGGUGAUCUUAUAGGAGGUGAUCUUUCAUUUAUAAUUGUUGCGUUGUCUAUACAAUACAUUUGCAACACAUAUCAAGAAAUUUUAAAUCUAAAUAGGUUUUAAAAGUUGUCUUCAUAGCUUAUUAUCGAAUAUUUCUGUCUGUUAAAAGAAUUUAGUAUCAAUACGAACACUGAAUGUUUUUAAUAUAGCAUAUGUUAUUUAAAAAACCUA
Messenger RNA from Homalodisca vitripennis (glassy-winged sharpshooter), 591 nucleotides. RefSeq names its product acanthoscurrin-2-like. NCBI's taxonomy places the organism in Eukaryota, Metazoa, Arthropoda, Insecta, Hemiptera, Cicadellidae. The coding region runs from base 76 to 483 and encodes 135 amino acids. The record is from RefSeq and is a predicted model, not a curated record. The transcript is spliced from 2 exons.